Molecule: messenger RNA, 487 nt
Organism: Odocoileus virginianus texanus
Lineage: Eukaryota; Metazoa; Chordata; Mammalia; Artiodactyla; Cervidae
Product: serine protease inhibitor Kazal-type 7-like
Molecular function (GO): protein binding
Source: RefSeq, a predicted model, not a curated record
UAACCUCUGCAUCACAGUUGUCUCCAUCAUGAAGAUCAUUGGGGGUCUCCUUCUGCUCUGUGUAGUGGCCCAUCUCUGCUCCUGCUCAGAAGCUGCUAGCCUGCCUUUAAAAACAGUGAACUGCAGCAUUUACAAGAAGUACCCAGUGGUGGCCAUCCCCUGCCCCAUCACAUACCUGCCUGUUUGUGGUUCUGACUACAUCACCUAUGGGAAUGAAUGCCACUUAUGUAUUGAGAACUUGAAGAGUCAUGGAAAAGUUCAGUUUCUUCAUGAAGGAGUAUGUUAACUUCCGCACAGACAUGGAUACAGAGCAAGGAUAUCAUCACUGUCAUCGUCAUCAUCCCUGGUUCCGGGAGGGUGGGAUUGGUAGGGAGCGGGCAGAGACAGACUCAGAGUCAUCUUUGUUGGGUGGGGAAAGUUGUGCUCUCCUUCAGACUUCUGUCUCACUGACUGACAAAUACAAACAUGUCAAAAUAAACUAAAAAGU